Molecule: messenger RNA, 878 nt
Organism: Diachasmimorpha longicaudata
Lineage: Eukaryota; Metazoa; Arthropoda; Insecta; Hymenoptera; Braconidae
Gene: Cbp20
Product: nuclear cap-binding protein subunit 2
Exons: 3
Coding region: 150-638 (162 amino acids)
Biological process (GO): mRNA cis splicing, via spliceosome
Cellular component (GO): nuclear cap binding complex
Molecular function (GO): RNA cap binding
Source: RefSeq, a predicted model, not a curated record
GCAGUGGUUGUUAAUUUGUUAGUCCCUCCCGUCAUUUGUCUAAGGCUUGAUAGACUGAAUGCUUUCUCUUUGAAAUAAAUUUGCGUUUUUCACGGAAAAGCACAAAAAAUUCAAUUCCAGAGGAUUGGUUAUCUAGGACAAGAGCAAACAUGACUGCAUUAGCUUCGUCAACAUCAGUGGAAUUGAGCUCUUACAGAGAUCAACAUUUCAAGGGCUCUCGUGCUGAACAAGAUAGGUUACUUCGAAAUUCUUCAACUCUCUACGUCGGGAAUCUAUCAUUCUUCACGACCGAAGAACAAAUCUACGAAUUAUUUUCAAAAUGCGGUGAUAUUAAGAGAAUUGUCAUGGGAUUAGAUAAAUACAAAAAGACACCUUGUGGCUUCUGUUUCCUCGAGUAUUACGUGAGAGCUGAUGCUGAAAAUUGUAUGAGGUAUGUUAAUGGCACAAGACUCGAUGACAGAAUAAUUCGAACUGAUUGGGAUGCUGGAUUUAUGGAAGGACGGCAAUAUGGACGUGGAAAAACUGGUGGACAAGUUCGUGAUGAAUAUCGAUCAGAUUUCGAUGGUGGCAGAGGUGGCUAUGGUAAAAUUCUGCAACAAAAAGUCACUCCAAUGGGCGACGGAGGCUUCACAAGAUAAAACAUAUGAGGUUUUCGUCAUCCAUUCACACAGCACAAGAGAGUGGUUAAUUUCCGCCAACUGAUCCUCUUAAUGUAUAUUUUUUAUUCGUAAGUUCAUUUAGAUAAUCAUACUCGUUAUUCUCAUAUGAUUCAUCUCAUUCAUUGAAAAGCCAAUUGAUAAUUGGAUACAUCUUAUUAUCUAUUCAAUUGACAUUGUAACUGAGAAAACAAAAAUUGAAAUAAAAUUAUGGAAAAUAAA